Messenger RNA from Emericellopsis cladophorae, 879 nucleotides. RefSeq lists its product as uncharacterized. The transcript is spliced from 3 exons. The record is from RefSeq and is a predicted model, not a curated record. The coding region runs from base 1 to 879 and encodes 292 amino acids. Lineage: Eukaryota; Fungi; Ascomycota; Sordariomycetes; Hypocreales; Bionectriaceae.
AUGGCAGCAAAACGGUCUCUCGUGUCCAACCUGGGCGCCCUGACAACAACCUUCACUCCACCAAGUGACUUCAGCACGCUGCUCGUACGAACCAUAAGCGUAGUCGACGACGACGACGGAGAAGGCUUCAGAUACAAUCAAUUCUAUGCCGGUUAUGGCGAGACAUGCACCAUCGACGACGAGGGCAGCGCGUCUACCUCUGAGACAGGUCUCUACGAUCUCUGGGGCAUCCUGGAAGAUGACGAAACUGCCGUUGGGUGCUGCCCGACAGGGUUCGUCUGCAAGUCAGAGACAUACAGCGUCUGCGAGUCCACCGUGACGGCCCCCACCACCAUCACAGCCGUGACUUACAACUCGGAAUGCGAGGCGUCCACCUUGAGGACGCAUAUCCCUCUUGCUUGGGGUGCUUUCAUGGAUGCCCAAUUUGCUGAAGCUCCGCGCGUGAUCCUCAUCCUACCCAACGAGACAAGGACAGACACGACGCUGACAAGGGCCACGUCCGAUGCCGGCGGGAACAAGGGCCUGCCUUCUUCCGACGAUGAAUCUAGCACUGACGAGUCCAGCUCUGGGCUAUCGGCUGGCGCCAAAAUUGCAAUUGGAGUCGUGAUCCCGGUCGCGGUGAUCGUCGUUGCAGCGAUUUUAGUCUGGAUGAUUCGGCGACGACGGAAGAAUCUGCCUCAUCUGCAGGACAGCCCCAACCAGGAGAAUAACCCCAGCACAGGGGGUCAGGAUGGCGCAAUUGGCAAGGCGGAGCUGCCAGGGAGCGCGACGGGAGCUACUGGGCUGCUUGGCGUUGCGUUCCAGAAGCCCGAGCUGGAUAGCUCAGAUUUUUGCCCUGUCGCGGAACUAGACGGCGAGAACAGGUUGUCACCACGCUGA